CCGUUAUUAUUUUUUAGAUUAAAAUGACUCCGAGCUUGAUUGAUUUAAUUAUGACAAGAGGGGUCAUUUUUCUUCUUCUCUCCUGCUCCGUCAUUAGGAGUCAGGGGGAGAUUUCGGAUACAGAGAUGAUUAGAAACUUGGAGAUUGCACUCGAGAAAACUAGAAUGCAGCUUGAAACCUGUCAAAGUAAAUUGGAGUCGUCUUCCAAAUCUUUUAUGGGCCAGGCUAUUUCCGGAUUGGGAAGUCUAGGAACCUGUUUAGCUAAUCCUCCGGAGCGUCCCUUUAAACCCUUUGUGAGCGAGAUGUUAAGGAUCCUAGAGUUAGAAACCCACUCCGGAGUAGUUCCGCCUCGGAGCCUUGAAUUCUCAACCUCAGCUCAAGAAUUGCAAACCUUGAGAAGAUUUAUCCUGCACGAUGAUAUCAAGUUUGCAGAAGUUCAGAAUAUUCUCCUGAAAUCUCUAUCUCGUGUCGAGGAUGGAUUAGUUGGACGAGGUCUUCAUGUUCUUAGUUCUCUUGGAGUAAAUAGAAUUAAACCAUCUAUAGCACUACUCGCCAUUUCGCUGUUGAUACUUUGCGUAGUGUUGCUCCCUAUGUUUCUUGGAGCUAAGAAGCGUUUGAUACUUGUUGUAAUGUUCUGCUACUGCAUCGUGCACACCUGGCUGGGGGAGUACUGGAAGGCGGUGGCCAAAAAGGAAGCAAUAUUGGCCAAACAUGGACCAAAUAUGAAGAAUUGCAGGUUGGAGAAUCGCGGAAUGGCAAAUUCAAUCACUGAUUUCUUCUCCGGGUUGUUUAAUGGGAAGGAUGAUCCUUGUGAAGAAUAUUAUAGGGCUGCUCUAGUAGAUCCAGCAUUUGAGGUGAACCUUGUCCAUGCCCUGGUUGAAAGUGUUUCCCAGCUCCUGGGUGUGCUUGGAGGAUUAGGACAUGCUCUAGGACACUUUGUAAACAACUUUCUUGCUCCACUUCCAUUGAUUUGGAAGAUACCUGCUCUGGUUGUGGGAGCAGUAGUUCUUAUCCUUGGUUUCCUAGCACUCUCAGGAUAUCAGUUGUCAACUCUCUUCUUCACAUUCGGACCAGCCAGACCCAACCCAAGUGUAAAAGGUAAAGCGAAGCCUCGUCUCCGAGCCUCCAAGUCUAAAUCUGCUCUACAGGAACCGGAAACAGAAUCCAAGGCGGAAACUCAGUCUUUAAAAUUCUCGAAAAUAUCGGAGACGGACGCAUGGAGACAGCCUUUACCUUAUCCUUCUGAAGACAGUAAUAACCUCUUACAUACACUUGUUCACCAGCCCUCCGACCCUAGACCAUCGUACAAACACUAACAUUUGUACGACAUCUUAUAUACACAGUACUGCCUUCAGAGACCUUUUUCGGAACUUUUUCUACGGUUGUUACUAAGAUAACAGAAAAAGACUAGAUUUAACAGCAGAUUAAUAGAACGGACUUGGUGUAAAGUGCGCCAAAAGGAACGAUUAAAUUGAGGGCACCGUGCCAUUAAUUAAAUAAUAUCAAUCAAUCAAUCGUCUUGUUACAUACUGGAAUGCUAUAUGAUUGCUUAAUGUUAAUAUGCAAUGCAUUGCAUAUUGCAUAAACCUUUACAGUGUUGCACAUGAAGUACGGUAUUCAUAAAUUUGUUGUCCAAACUAGUCGUUUUUAUCUUAGGUUUGUUAUAAAAGUUUUUUUAUACUUUAGAUUUAUUUAUUUUAAAUUGCCAUGGAAAAAAUUUCGUUAUUUUAUAUUGCUUGGAUGUAUUUAUAAUGUUGCUGUUAUAUAGUAUUAUAUUUGACGGGUAACCUAAUGACAUUAUUAUGUUUAUUCAAAUGCAUUUUGGUUAAAAAAUCCAGUGAUUAUAACUAUAUGAAUUAUUAGUUGUUAAAUAUUCCAAAAUCAAGAUUAUUUUCUUAAAAAUUAUUAAGAAUAGUUUCA
Messenger RNA from Eurytemora carolleeae, 1920 nucleotides. RefSeq names its product chloride channel CLIC-like protein 1. NCBI's taxonomy places the organism in Eukaryota, Metazoa, Arthropoda, Copepoda, Calanoida, Temoridae. The record is from RefSeq and is a predicted model, not a curated record. The transcript is spliced from 11 exons. Bases 24 to 1316 code for a protein of 430 amino acids. Gene Ontology annotation, molecular function: chloride channel activity. Gene Ontology annotation, cellular component: membrane; endoplasmic reticulum.